Molecule: messenger RNA, 2555 nt
Organism: Rhododendron vialii
Lineage: Eukaryota; Viridiplantae; Streptophyta; Magnoliopsida; Ericales; Ericaceae
Product: zinc finger CCCH domain-containing protein 22-like
Exons: 9
Coding region: 144-2183 (679 amino acids)
Molecular function (GO): RNA binding; metal ion binding
Source: RefSeq, a predicted model, not a curated record
AACCUUUCUUAUCCCUCCCUGCCUUUCCUUCUUCACUCUCACUCUCUCGCCCUCUCUCCCCUCAAUCAAAAGGUUUUGCACGCAAUAUUAAAAACCCUACUCCCUCUCCCUCUCUCUCUUCUCUCUCUCUCUCUCUCAUCACCAUGGAUUCAAGCGAAGCAACGAAGACUGUAUUCUCCAGAAUCCAAACCUUAGAUCCCGAAAACGCCUCAAAAAUCAUGGGCUUCAUCUUCAUACAAGACCCCGGAGAGAAAGAAAUGAUCCGCUUGGCCUGCGGACCCGAAACCCUCCUGCUCUCCCUCAUAAACCAAGCCAAGUCCCACCUGGGGCUUUCGUCGAACAUCUCGUCCGCGCCCCCGACCCGCCCCCGAAUCAUCAUCCCGAACAACAAUGGCUUCCACAUAAACCCUUCCUCUUCUUCCUCGCCUUCCCCUUCCUCCCCUUGGUCCGUCUCCGGAUUCAACAGCCCCAGCCCUAGACCCUCCCCUUCUUCUUCCCUCUCCUACGCCGCCGUCGUCAAUGGAUCAACUACGAAUAACCCGUUGCCGAUUAGUUCCUCACUCUCUCUCCCCGUGCUAUACAACCACGACCAACAACAGAACCUCUCGUUCCUCGACGACGCCGCGUCGAAGAGCCUCGACUUUAUGGACCCCGUGAUGAGCCCCAGCGGGCGCAGCGACUCAAUGCUGUUACCGUACGGUACUAACAACAACAAUGCCCCGCACGGGCAUUUUCAUAGGAGGAGUUAUUCUGUGAAUGAUGAGUUUCUGAGCGGUGGGUUUGAAGAGGGAGGGGGUGGGCUGGUGGGGGGUGGGUGGAGGCCGUGUAUGUACUUUGCUCGAGGGUUUUGUAAGAACGGGGACAGUUGCAAGUUUUUGCACGGUGGAUUUGGUGGUGAGUUUAUUAACGAUGCUGCUCCCAUUGGUGGUGGUGGGUCUUGUUCGCCCGGGAAGAUUGAUGGGUUUGAUGAGUUGCUGAGGAUGAAGGCGAUUCAGCAGCAGAGGUACGCUGCUGCGGCUUCUCAGCUCAUGGCCGGUGGUGGUGGUGCUUUCCCGUAUAAAGGCAUGAACUUUGACUCUCCAAGAUCUGCGGCAGCGGCAUUGAUGAUUGGGGAAGAAUUUCACAAGUUCGGGCGAUGCCGGCCUGAAAGAAACGAUUUUUUGGCAAUGGGUUUCGGAGGAAAUGGAAACUCUAGCUCUAGACAGAUUUACUUAACGUUUCCAGCGGAUAGUACGUUUAAGGAAGAAGAUGUCUCGAAUUACUUUAGCAAGUUUGGACCAGUUCAGGAUGUAAGGAUUCCAUACCAGCAGAAGCGUAUGUUUGGGUUUGUCACGUUCGUUUACCCGGAGACUGUGAAGAUGAUUUUGGCCAAAGGGAACCCUCAUUUUGUUUGUGAUUCUCGCGUGCUUGUUAAGCCUUACAAGGAGAAGGGGAAAGUCCCAGAGAGGAAGCAUCAGCAGUAUCCGUUGGACAGAGGAGAAUUUUCAUCGUGUUUAAGUCCACCUGGGCUCGACUCUGGAGAGCAGCCCUUUGAUCACAUUGGAGCAACUAUGUUAUACAAUACAAAAGAGAUGAUUUUGAGGAGAAAAAUGGAAGAACAGGCUGAAUUGCAGCAAGCCAUUGAACUCCAGGGAAGAAGGUUGAUGCAUUUGCAACUUAUGGACUUGAGGAAUCAUCACCACAACCUCAGUCAUCAAUUACAGCCAAACAUGGCUUCCGGCAUUCCCAUUCCCUCUCCUCCGCAAUCUCGCCUCGAUAUCAAUCAGAGUCUUGUGCUUCGGUCAGAUGGGGUCAAUCAGGAUGUCUCAGAAGUUGCUGAGAAAAACAGUAGCCCAGCUGCAGCCAACUCUCUAACUGUUGCUACUGAUCAUCAGCAAGAAGUAAAAGAAGCUUGUGAUGACGUCAAUGGCCUUGAAUCCAGCGACAGCAAUGGCCUUGACAAUGAUGAUUUCCAUGAGAGUUUAGAGCAUAUCCUACCGGAUAACCUCUUUGCUUCUCCUACGAAAUCAGCUGGUGACCACAGUUCUAUCUUCUCUACUGGUUUGCCAGACGCUGAUGAUAACUCCUCAGUUAUAACAACUACUACUACUUCAUCUAACACCAUCCCAAUGCUUCCCUCCACUUCUACCCUCACUAUGGCUUCUCUAAAAUCUUGUUACUUCCAAAUGCCGAGAAGCCAUUGAAAUAGGUGAUAGAGGGGACCAUGGGCAGCAUGGAGGGAUUGACUUAGCUUUGAAAGGAAGGUUUGAGUAGGGGCAUAUACAAGGAAGAAAAAGUCCUCUAGCUGUAUAGCCAAAAAACCAUACCCACAACAAAAAGAUCUGUAAGGAAGAUCUCCUCAAGAUUACUGUCAUCAUCAAUACCAUACUACUUACAACUAUACAUAUAAUGCAUACAUAAAGGACAGAUGAACUAAUUGAUGAGAGUGGGGUCUCCGUUUCUUUACUUUUGUACCCUCUCUGUAGUUGUGUGCUGGACCACACCAGAACAGUAGCAUAACAAAGAGCUAGUAGAGUUACUUUCUAAUAUAUUGUUGAUUACCUUGUUUAUCAGUA